AUGGCCGACAGCGUCGACGGCCUUUGGGACGAGGCCGAGCGCAUGGCGCAAGCAGCGGGCGCCGCCGAUGCCCAGAUCGCAGACGAAUACCCUUCACCCGAGACGAUUGAGCGCUGGAAACGCCUCUUCGGAUACUCAAGCGUGGAGGCUGCGAACUUGAUCACGGCGCAGCGUCAGGACGCAGUCACCCGCGAGCGCAUCACCGACGAGCAUUGGGCUCUCAUCGAGGGCGCCGAGGAAGCUGCUGGCUACGAUCGUGAAGCGUAUGAGCAUCGCCAGCAGCUGCCGGAACUUUUCAAGAGCAAUGGUACGACGAUUCCGGUUAAGGGACAGGAGGAAAGCCUAAUGUUUGGAUUCCGAAUGGGUGGUCUCUUGAACAGUGCGGAGAAGGUCAAGGAAGUAGGCAAGAUGGAGGGGCUGCCAAACGUCGAGGAUGGGUGGAGCGAGACGGGUCCCGUCAAGUUCUGUAUGGUGGAUUUGAAGACGAAACGGAACUUGGAGGAAUGGCUGGCGCAGUGGGCAGUGUUGAAGCAAUGA
Messenger RNA from Didymosphaeria variabile, 537 nucleotides. RefSeq lists its product as uncharacterized. The record is from RefSeq and is a predicted model, not a curated record. Bases 1 to 537 code for a protein of 178 amino acids. The transcript has 3 exons. Lineage: Eukaryota; Fungi; Ascomycota; Dothideomycetes; Pleosporales; Didymosphaeriaceae.